Colias croceus (clouded yellow) is the source of this 1984-nucleotide messenger RNA. RefSeq names its product cilia- and flagella-associated protein 206. Gene Ontology annotation, biological process: regulation of cilium beat frequency. Bases 1 to 1938 code for a protein of 645 amino acids. Gene Ontology annotation, cellular component: axoneme; ciliary basal body. The transcript has 12 exons. The record is from RefSeq and is a predicted model, not a curated record. NCBI's taxonomy places the organism in Eukaryota, Metazoa, Arthropoda, Insecta, Lepidoptera, Pieridae.
AUGGCUUGUAACGAGAACGUAAUAAAAAACAUAGCAAACGAAAUAGCAAGAAAUUGUCAAGCGCAAAAUGUUACAGUCGACCCAGAGUUCGUUAUAUAUUUGAUAGAUUUGCUUUUACUAAAUCCGAAGUAUGGAAAGUUAUUUGCGCGAACUAUAAGCAGGAACAAUUUGGAGUUUUUCGUUACGGAAUGUGUUUCAAUGCUGAUAAAAUGCGAAACAUCAAUAAAUACACUGAAAAUGCAGUAUACAAUGCAGUCGAACUACGACAAACUGCAAGCUCUAAUCGACAAACAUCUAGAUUCGAUUAACAGUUGUCUCCGGCCGCUGGUCAGUGAAAUACUGGAUGAGGAUCCUGAUGAUGAAGCCGCUUAUAAGAAGCUGUUCAGGAAAAUGUCCAUUUAUAUUAUAUUGGCGAGUGGUCUGGGAAACCCGGGUAGUAUUGUGACAUUAAAAGAAGGCAUGUCAGCAUUAGAGAGCGUAUUUUCAUUAGACGAUCUACGAAUUUUUACAUCGUUGCCGCGCAACGAGAAAUUAGUUCAAUUGAAUUAUUUGAUGCAUGUCGCCUCUGGAGUGCGCCUCUUCAAUAGAGACUGUAAGAAGGGAGGUGAAGGUAUACCGGAUUUGCCCUUCAACCUAGUGGACGCUGGGAAAGCGUGCCUAGCGUCGCUGUCCAACUCACUGAUCGCUGUGAUGCAGCGCGUCAACUCGCUGACCACGGCGAUAGCGGACGCGCUGUGCGUGCACGAUGAGACGGGGAAUGUUCUUAUCGAUGUACCGGCUAAUGGCACGAUCACUGAAAAGGACUACAAGCAAAUAUUCGAGCUAUUAGCGUUCAACCGUCAAUACGAAGUAUACAUUCGCAAAUUAUUAGCUGACGUUGAGACGAUGGUGCUAAGCGGAACACAACAAGUUGAGAAAUUCCGCUUGGUGUUGGAGGAACUACACGCAGCCGUUAAAUAUAAAGCUGCUGUGCCUAUUGUUACUGUUUUUCCUCUCUUCUCUCGAGUGUGGCAAGUAUGGCGCUCAAUGCAGAACAUCAUGUAUCUGGUGUCCACCGUCAACAAGCUGAUGAUCAGCCUUGGCCUCAUACAGGAACAGAUGAAGGUACCAUACAGUCUAGUACAGUCAAUGCUCAAAGGUCGAACAAUACUAUCGGACCAAGACCGCUCGUCGCGCGUGAGCGUGGAUGAGCGAGUUUCGCUCGGUUCGCUCAAGAACUAUGUGUGCGCGGACACGCUGAGCGCGGGACGGGAGCAUGUGCGGUUUCUAGGUUUUUGCGCGCUGUGUCUAACCGUGGGUGCGCUAGUUCCCAGCAACAUGAAGAUGGGACUCAUCAAGUGCAAGGGGGAGCGGUACGGCUUCUGUUCCGUCAAAAUGGCCGCCCGGUUCAGUAAGGAUCCACAACGCUAUGUGAACGAAGUGUUGCAACACGCACGCAACAACCCGCACCUUAUCAACUUGCUGGACGUAGUGGGCGACGUGCGUGCGGUGCGACACGUCGAUACACUCGUCGUGAGGACACAGCCUAAGACGAAAGUGUGCGACAAAGACAUACAGACAGAAGCUCAUCCAGUAGAGGGUUACAUCGAGAAGAAUUACACCUGGGACAUGUGGGAGUGGAAACGACGCGCCUGUCAAUGGGCAACAAUAGUGAACUGUCAAACGCAUUCGACACAAACGAAUUACAGUCACUUGCGCUCCGAGAUACAAUGUCAAACUUUUGAAGCGCGCGACAAAUGUCAACAGACUAAAAAAGAUUGUGGGAUUAACACCAUCCCCAAUAAUGUGUUCUUGUGGGGUUUGCGGGGACAAGUGGGAUACGGGCAACACUCUAUGGGAUUGGUUGAGGGGUGCACGGAAAAGAAAAAAGCGCAAGUUGUAUCUGUGUGCAGUUGGCCAUGCAUUACGAGUGAUGACGUCACUAAUGUUGAAGAAUGAUAAUAUUAUGAAUAGUUUUUGGAUUAAAUAUAUAAAUUGAUUUUGA